UUUCAAAUAAACUGGAUUUUCCGAAUACCUAAAAUAAUGGAGACUGGUGUAGAGUUGGGCUUUGUGGAGCCGUGUGAAGAUUGGCUUUUGUCGAACAAGUUCUUCCGAAGUAAAGUUGGCGGUAAACCGGCCUGGCUGGAUUUGAAAAAUAUACCACUUCCGAAGGAUUUACUGUGCGAGGAAUGCGGAGAUCCUUGCGUGUUUUUGUGUCAGGUUUAUGCUCCAUUGGAUGAAAGUGAACGUUGCUUUCACCGAAUGCUAUUUUUAUUUGUAUGUUUGAGAGCCACCUGCUAUAGACCAAAUCAGUGCAACAACAUCUUGGUAUAUCGCUCUCAACUUCCUAGAAGAAAUGACUAUUACGACUUUGAUCCUCCUAACGAAGAAACACGCGCGGAACCUGUACCGUCUCCGGUUCCACUGUGCGCCGUUUGUGGCUGUCAUGGACCGCAAAAAUGUUCCAGAUGCAAACAAGCUAACUAUUGUGGCGUAGUUCAUCAGCGAAUCGACUGGAAGCAUGGCCAUAAAAGCUCCUGCAGCGGAGAAGUGAACCAAUCGGAACCGACAAAGAUUUUGUUUCCACAAAAUGAAAUUGUGACAGAGCCGGAAAAGAUUGAACAAAAAUCUAAUCUGUCCGAGCAAGAAAAUGAGCAGAAGCAAAUGGAAGAAUACGAGAGAUUGUCGAAGCAAGGUAAAACCGGAGAGCUUAGUGAACUGUCGGAAAGCGAGUUGGACAAAUACUCUGAGCAAGUGGACGAUAAAACGUUUGCCCGGUUUAGAAAAAGAAUCGAAGCGGAACCCGAACAGGUUUUACGAUACGAUCGAAAAGGAAGCCCUCUUUGGAUUUCUGAUGUGCUGCCCGAGGCAGUUCCAGACUGUGAAAACUGCGGUGCAGCAAGGGUUUUCGAGUUUCAGAUAAUGCCUCAACUGCUUAACAAUCUCGACAACAGCAACAUAGACUGGGGGACACUGGCCGUUUAUACAUGCGAACAAAGUUGUGAUCGACCUGAUCAUGCAUAUGCUAAGGAAUACGUUUUUAAGCAGGACGUUUCCGACACAAAACCUAGUCAAUCAUCGGAUAAUUAAAAGUCAAACUUUUGAUAAACAUGUGUUGCUGUUUAUUACAGUCUAUUCGAUGAAUAAAAUGUUUCUCGUAUCCUGCCGA
Molecule: messenger RNA, 1162 nt
Organism: Sabethes cyaneus
Lineage: Eukaryota; Metazoa; Arthropoda; Insecta; Diptera; Culicidae
Gene: Zfrp8
Product: programmed cell death protein 2
Exons: 5
Coding region: 37-1083 (348 amino acids)
Cellular component (GO): nucleus; cytoplasm
Source: RefSeq, a predicted model, not a curated record